Molecule: messenger RNA, 3139 nt
Organism: Globicephala melas (long-finned pilot whale)
Lineage: Eukaryota; Metazoa; Chordata; Mammalia; Artiodactyla; Delphinidae
Gene: JPH1
Product: junctophilin 1
Cellular component (GO): plasma membrane; endoplasmic reticulum membrane; sarcoplasmic reticulum
Source: RefSeq, a predicted model, not a curated record
GAGCAGCUGAAGGUCCGCUCCGGAGCCCGGGCUGUCCUCUCGCGCGCGGCGCUGGCCAGGGCGGCGGCGGCGAAGGAGGAGGAGGAGGAGGAAGGCGGCUGUGGCGGCGGCGGCGGCAGCGGCGAGAGAAGAGGGGAGGACGGGGGCGGCGUCGGACUGGAGCCGAGCGGCGGCGCGAGCUGCCCGGGGCGCUGUCGUGAGCUCGCCCGCCGGGCCUCCACCCCCGAGCUACACCCUGCCGUGCCCAGCUCUGCCCGCGUCCGUGCCCCCGCGGGGAGCGCGCCGGGGCUGCCCCCCGAAUGACGGGCGGAAGGUUCGACUUCGACGAUGGCGGCACCUACUGCGGCGGCUGGGAGGAGGGCAAGGCGCACGGGCAUGGCAUCUGCACGGGGCCCAAGGGCCAGGGCGAGUACUCGGGCUCCUGGUCGCACGGCUUCGAGGUGGUCGGAGGCUACACCUGGCCCAGCGGCAACACCUACCAGGGCUACUGGGCGCAGGGCAAGCGGCACGGGCUGGGGGUGGAGACGAAGGGCAAGUGGAUGUACCGGGGGGAGUGGUCACAUGGCUUCAAGGGGCGCUACGGGGUUCGGCAGAGCCUGUGCACCCCCGCUCGCUACGAGGGUACCUGGAGUAACGGGCUGCAGGACGGGUACGGCGUGGAGACCUACGGGGACGGAGGUACCUACCAGGGCCAGUGGGCCGGCGGCAUGCGACACGGCUACGGCGUGCGCCAGAGCGUGCCCUACGGCAUGGCCACGGUGAUCCGCUCGCCGCUGCGCACGUCGCUGGCCUCGCUGCGCAGCGAGCAGAGCAACGGCAGCGUGCUCCACGACGCCGCGGCAGCCGCCGACAGCCCGGCCGGCAGCCGCGGGGGCUUCGUGCUCAACUUCCAUGCAGACGCCGAGCUCGCGGGCAAGAAGAAGGGCGGCCUCUUCCGCCGCGGCUCCCUUUUGGGAAGCAUGAAACUGCGCAAGUCCGAAUCCAAGUCCUCUAUCUCCAGCAAGCGCAGCUCGGUCCGCAGCGACGCCGCCAUGAGCCGAAUCAGCUCCAGCGACGCCAACUCCACCAUCAGCUUCGGCGACGUAGAUUGUGAUUUCUGCCCGGUGGAAGACCACGUGGACGCCACCACCACGGAAACCUACAUGGGCGAGUGGAAGAAUGACAAGCGCACCGGCUUCGGCAUCAGCGAGCGCUCCAACGGCAUGAAGUAUGAAGGCGAGUGGGCAAAUAACAAGAGGCACGGGUAUGGCUGCACCGUGUUUCCCGACGGCUCUAAGGAAGAGGGAAAAUACAAAAAUAAUAUUCUGGUCCGUGGAAUAAGGAAGCAGCUUAUACCAAUAAGAAAUACAAAAACUAGGGAGAAGGUGGACAGAGCGAUCGAAGGCGCGCAAAGGGCAGCCGCCAUGGCGAGAACCAAAGUGGAAAUAGCAAAUUCAAGGACCGCGCACGCAAGAGCCAAAGCUGACGCCGCCGACCAGGCUGCUCUGGCCGCCCGCCAGGAGUGUGACAUCGCGAGAGCUGUGGCCAGAGAGCUGUCACCUGACUUCUACCAGCCAGGUCCAGAUUAUGUCAAACAGAGAUUUCAGGAAGGUGUAGAUGCUAAAGAAAAUCCAGAAGAAAAGGUCCCGGAAAAGCCACCUACACCAAAGGAAUCUCCUCAUUUUUAUCGCAAAGGCACGACACCCCCAGCGUCUCCCGAGGCAAGUCCCAAACAAGGCGGCUCUCCCUCCCCAAAGCCCGUGAAGAAGCAGAAUCCCAGCUCAGGGGCCAGACUCAACCAAGACAAAAGGAGUGCAGCCGAGGAGCAGGUGACGGCCACCGUCAAUAAGCCCUUGACCUCCAAGGCUCCCACGAAGGAGGUGGGAGCGGCUGUGCCCCACUCCAGGUACUCUGGCCGUCACCACGUCCCUAACCCCAGUAACGGGGAGCUGCACUCUCAGUAUCACGGCUACUACGUGAAACUGAACGCCCCCCAGUACCCCCCGGAGGACGUGGAAGAAGAGGAAGGGCCAAGCCAGUCUUCCUCGGCGCUGGUGCACAAGCCAUCGCCCAACAGGUGGAGUCCCCCUAAAUCUGUGACAAAACCAGUUGCCAAAGAAAGCAAAGCUGAGCCAAAAGCUAAGAAGUCUGAACUUGCUAUACCAAAGAACCCAGCAAGCAACGAUUCGUGCCCUGCUUUGGAAAAAGAAGCCAAUUCGGGCCCUAAUUCAAUCAUGAUUGUCCUCGUCAUGCUGUUGAAUAUCGGGUUGGCCAUUCUUUUUGUCCACUUUCUAACUUGAUUGGAAUUAGGAAAAGCAGCCCCAUCCGGCGAAGUUCCUGGCAUUGGCUACUCCAUCUGUCCUAGCAGAGUGUGACUAAACUGGAAAUGUAUGGAGCUGCAUUUUUUUUUUUUUUUUUGAUGGAAGUCAACAGCUGCCUUACUAUUUUACCAUCUGACGAUUCUAGUAGGGAGCUGGGGAAACAAACGACUGCCCGAGGAAUGCGGUCGGAGGAUUGUGUUGCUGUGGCCGUGGUUCCAGCAUUCACUCCUGUCUCAUUAGAAGAAGUAGGUAGCCGCAUCACUCACCAGUCUUAUGCCAUGACCUGCUGCUUUCUCAUCUCCUGGAACGUCCCGGGAGAGAAGGUUUCGUUGGCUUGUGCACGAUUAUGUUCAUUUCUGCUGUUUAUUUAAAUCCGAUGUAUAGUCAUCUUCAACAUGCGGUCCCGGCUGGCUGAAGCGCACAUGUGUCGCAUCUCAAGGAAAAGAAACAACAGAAUGCUAGAGAAAAUGUGUUUAUUUUGAUAGCAAUACAUCAUUCUUCGUGUCGUUUAGUCUUCCUAAACCUGUAAAAGGCUAUUUAAAAGUUAGCAAUUUGAAAGGCAUUACACCUACCUAAAAAUAAUUUAACUUUAAACAUUUUUAACACUACUGAGAUGAAUUAUUUACGCACUUAGGAGGUGCUAAAUUUUAAAAGCUGAAACACGAGAGAAUUCUAAGAAGUAGAGUCAAAAUGUUGCAUGGAUUGCAGUAAUCGGUGUUUAAAGGAUUCAGUUUCAUUGCUGACGUACUUUGCCAACCAAAUAAAAUCUUGUCAGUAGCUAUGUUAAUUCCCAUGAAAGUUAAGCAAGAUGCUAUUAAUAACUGCUCUUUUUUUUUUUU